This is a messenger RNA of Thalassophryne amazonica, 1545 nucleotides long. RefSeq names its product von Willebrand factor A domain-containing protein 5A-like. Bases 87 to 1346 code for a protein of 419 amino acids. Lineage: Eukaryota; Metazoa; Chordata; Actinopteri; Batrachoidiformes; Batrachoididae. The transcript has 12 exons. The record is from RefSeq and is a predicted model, not a curated record.
GGGCGUGGCUCUAGCUUGUCAGGAAGUCUUUGGAGGUCUUCGUCACGUCAGACUGAGUUGUUUCCUUGUUGCAUUUAAGAGGCAAAAUGGUGAACUUCUGUGGUCUACUUACUGCCAACAAACAACCAGUUCCUCUGAAGAGUGUGGCGGUGGAGGUGGAGGUGAGAGACCAUGUGGCUACAGUGGUUUCCACUCUGCACUAUGAGAACAAGGAGGACAAACCUAUAGAGGCUGUUUUUGUCUUCCCUCUGCCUGGAGAUGCUGCCGUCUGUCAUUUCAGCGCUAAGAUUGGACAGACUCAGAUUGUAGCUGAGGUGCGGGAGAAACAGAAGGCUCGUGAGGAGUAUGAUGAUGCGCUGAGCUCCGGUCAGCAGGCCUUCUUAUUGGAGGAGAGCGAGCAGAGCCCAGAUAUAUUCACUCUGAGUGUGGGCAGUCUGCCUCCAGGAGAGAGCGCCUCCAUCAGGCUGGAGUACGUCACUGAGCUGGCUGUGCAGGCUGAUGACGGGCUGAGGUUUUGUCUUCCUGCUGUGCUCAACCCUCGAUACCAACCGCAGGGUAGUGAAGGUGCCAGUGUUCAGGUGACCUCUGUGCCAGUGUCCUUGGUUCCCUACAGUCUGUCUUUCUCUGCCAAAGUGUCCUCUCCUCGUCCAAUCUUGAAAGUAGAAUCCAACUGUUCCCUGGACCCUCUGCAGUACAUCAACACAGAACAAACUCAGGCCACGGUCAAACUGGCGGCAGGACACAAGUUUGAUAGAGAUGUUGAACUUCUGAUUUAUUACAAAGAUGCUCACCAGCCCACUGCUGUGGUGGAGGCAGGACAGGCCUCUGCCAAACCUGGCACUCUGAUGGGUGACCCAGUGGUGAUGCUGAGCCUGUACCCUGAGUUCCCACAGGGUGUUAUGUCUUCAGUUGCCUCAUGUGGAGAGUUUGUGUUCCUAUUGGAUCGGUCUGGAAGCAUGGAUUGUCGAAUGAAUGAAAGUGACAGUUGUCAGACUCGCAUCACCAGUGCCAGGGACACACUGCUGCUGCUGCUGAAGAGCAUCCCAGUGGGCUGCUAUUUCAACAUCUACAGCUUUGGUUCAAGAUAUGAGUAUAUCUUUCCAAAGAGUGUGGAGUACAGCCAGCAGACCAUGGAUGAGGCUUUGAAGAAAGUUGAGAAUAUGGGAGCUGAUAUGGGAGGAACAGAGAUCCUUCAGCCAAUCAAACAUAUUUUCAGUCAACCUUGCAUUCCUAACCAACCAAGACAACUGUUUGUCUUUACUGACGGUGAGGUGGGAAACACCAAAGAAGUCAUUAAUCAGGUGAAGAAGAAUUCAAGUUCCCCAGGUGUUUCUCUUUUGGGAUAGGCCAAGGUGCGAGCACUGCACUCAUCAUGGUUUGGCCAAGAAGGAGGUGUCAUGCUCAGUUCAUCACAGGGAACGAUAGGAUGCAACCCAAGGUGAUGCAGUCACUGCGGUUUGCUCUCCAACCAACUAUCACAGACCUUUCAGUCAAGUGGAAUUUGCCAAGGGGAGCAGCUGUAACAGUUCUUUCUCCACCCAUCAC